Messenger RNA from Nicotiana tabacum (common tobacco), 2343 nucleotides. NCBI's taxonomy places the organism in Eukaryota, Viridiplantae, Streptophyta, Magnoliopsida, Solanales, Solanaceae. The record is from RefSeq and is a predicted model, not a curated record.
CCCCACUAAGAAAAAAUUGAAAAAAGAUCUGACACUACGCUUACACCUUGUCUGACUUCCACCAUUUUACAUCCAAUACCAAACGCGCAUUUAAUCAUCGUAUUUCGUGUUCCCGCCGUUCUUCUUUUACACCCUUAUUUUCCUUUCUAUUUGCAGAAACUUUCUAAGAAAGUCUCUGAGAAAAAUCUUGUGUUAAAAUUAAACACACCAACAAUUUACACAUAUAUAAAGGAAGAAAAAAGGCUUUGUUUUCAUUGUUUUUGUGUUAAAAAUGGCAGUGUCAAAGAGCAACAAGAAGAAGCAGCAAUGUUACAUAGCAGUGCCAUCUCAGAUAAUAAAUUCACUUUCGUCUUCAGGACUUCAGUCUCUGUUACUUUCUCCCAAGAAAAAGAAUCCAUCUUUUUCUGUAAAGCUCAAGCUUUUGCUCAAUAAUCCAAGAUUCUGGGUUUUGUUUCUUUUUGCUUUUGGUUUUGUUGGUAUGUUAAAGAUGUGGUUUAAUUUUGAAACUUUAGUUCCUUUUACACCAAACCCAUGUGAGAUUUUACAAGAAAAGAGCUCAUUCUCAAAUGACAAACAAGUUUCUCAGCUCAGUAUUGGAGCUUUAAAUGUGGGGAAAAAAGAAGAAGGGGAUGAAAAGAGUGAGUUUUGGGAACAACCUGAUGGGUUGGGUUAUAGGCCAUGUUUGGAUUUGAGUGCAGAGUAUAGGAAAACAAGUGUAGAUAUUGUAAAAGGAAGGAAAAAAUAUUUAAUGGUGGUGGUUUCCGGUGGAAUGAAUCAGCAAAGAAAUCAGAUUGUAGAUGCAGUGGUGAUUGCUAGGAUUCUUGGUGCUGCUCUUGUUGUUCCCAUUUUGCAAGUUAAUGUCAUUUGGGGUGAUGAAAGUGAGUUCUCUGAUAUAUUUGACUUGGAUCAUUUUAAGGAAGUAUUAGCAAAUGAUGUAAGAAUAGUUUCAUCACUUCCAUCUACACACGUGAUGAGUAGACCAGUAGAGGAGUCAAGGACUCCUCUCCAUGCCUCCCCUGAAUGGAUUCGUUCACAUUAUACCAGAAAGUUUAGGAGGGAUGGUGUUCUACUUCUGCGAGGCCUUGACUCGAGACUUUCUAAGGAUCUUCCCUCUGAUCUUCAAAAACUUCGCUGCAAGGUGGCAUUUCAUGCUUUGAGAUUUUCCCCAUCAAUCUUAGAACUUGGUAACAAGCUUACUGAGAGGAUGAGGAGUAAGGGACCAUAUGUUGCUCUUCAUUUGAGAAUGGAGAAGGAUGUGUGGGUGAGAACAGGUUGUCUUCCUGGUUUAAGCCAUGAGUAUGAUGAGAUGAUCAACAAUGAGCGAAAGCAAAGGCCCGAGCUCUUAACUUCACGUUCAAACAUGACUUACCAUACCAGAAAACUUGCUGGUCUCUGUCCCUUGAAUGCCUUAGAGGUCACAAGGUUGCUAAAAGCUCUAGGAGCACCAAAGAGUGCAAGAAUAUAUUGGGCAGGAGGAAUUCCUUUAGGUGGGAAAGAAGCAUUGCAACCACUGACAAGUGAAUUCACUCACUUCUAUAACAAAGAGGAUCUUGCAUUGCCCGGGGAACUCGAGCCAUUUGCAAAGAAAGCAUCCCUUAUGGCUGCUCUUGACUACAUAGUAUCCGCGAACAGCAAUGUUUUCAUGCCAUCUCAUGGUGGAAACAUGGGACAUGCUAUUCAGGGUCACAGGGCUUAUGCAGGACACAAAAAGACUAUUACUCCCAACAAAAGACAGAUGCUUCGACAUUUUCUGAAUUCAUCUCUUUCUGAAACAGAAUUCAACAGAAUUAUACUGGAAUUGCAUAGAGAUUCCUUAGGUCAGCCAGAAUUGAGGAAAGCAGGAAGGGAUGUGACAAAAUACCCUGUCCCAGAGUGCAUGUGCAAUGGUACUAUGAACCAUUCGUCGAUGUAACUACUCCUUACGAGGGAAUAACAUGUGAUAAAUCGUACAGUCUUACAACAUCCUGAGAAUUUUGGAUAAGCCUCACUAUGCUUUUUAAGAGCAGACAAGGUGGUUUGAGGUGCAGUUUUCGACUCGAUUUGGAGGUGAAUGGUUGGUGGUUAUAACUUUAUAGUAACAUGAGUCCGAUGCAGCAAAACUGGGAAGGUGAUUCUGUGAUACUGCAGCAACAUAUUAUACAAGUUCAAUUCCUAUUUCUUCUUUAUAGUGUUCUUUUGAAGCUGGGGAGCAAAGGUAAAGUUGCAUUAUUUGCUUAGGGAAAUGAACACAUUUUUAUUCAUUCAUUCUUUACACUGUAUCAAUGUAAGCCACCAUAGUCAAUGUAUAUGUAUUAAUGUAUAUAAUCAUACAAAUUUUGAGGUAUAUAUGCCAUUUUAAUUAUA